Molecule: messenger RNA, 3519 nt
Organism: Mesoplodon densirostris (Blainville's beaked whale)
Lineage: Eukaryota; Metazoa; Chordata; Mammalia; Artiodactyla; Ziphiidae
Gene: KCTD17
Product: potassium channel tetramerization domain containing 17
Exons: 6
Coding region: 16-861 (281 amino acids)
Biological process (GO): proteasome-mediated ubiquitin-dependent protein catabolic process; protein homooligomerization
Cellular component (GO): Cul3-RING ubiquitin ligase complex; cytoplasm
Molecular function (GO): cullin family protein binding
Source: RefSeq, a predicted model, not a curated record
CGCCUUGCAGGCAGGAUGCAGACGCUGGGAAGAGCGAUGAGGAUGGAGGCCCGCGAGGCAGCGCCGCCGGCGGGGGCGGGCGGCUGGAGCAAGUGGGUGAGGCUCAACGUGGGGGGCACGGUGUUCCUGACCACCCGGCAAACGCUGUGCCGCGAGCAGAAGUCCUUCCUCAGCCGCCUGUGCCAGGGGGAAGAGCUGCAGUCUGACCGGGAUGAGACCGGGGCCUACCUCAUCGACCGUGACCCCACCUACUUCGGGCCCAUCCUCAACUUCCUCCGGCAUGGCAAGCUGGUGCUGGACAAGGACAUGGCUGAGGAGGGGGUCCUGGAGGAAGCGGAGUUCUACAACAUCGGCCCGCUGAUCCGCAUCAUCAAAGACCGGAUGGAGGAGAAGGAUUAUACCGUCACACAGGUCCCACCCAAGCACGUGUACCGUGUGCUGCAGUGCCAGGAGGAGGAGCUCACGCAGAUGGUCUCCACCAUGUCCGACGGCUGGCGCUUCGAGCAGCUGGUGAGCAUCGGCUCCUCCUACAACUAUGGCAGCGAGGACCAGGCAGAGUUCCUGUGCGUGGUGUCCAAGGAGCUCUACAGCUCCCCGCACGGACUGAGCUCCGAGUCCAGCCGCAAAACCAAGGCCACUGACUUUGGGGACUGUUGCCUUUGCACAUGCUGUUCCUCGGCCUGGAAUGCUCUUCCCCACCUUGGCCACCUUCGAACCCCAAGUCUCCUCCAGGCAGCCUUCCUGAGGUGCAGGCUACCCCAAAGCCCCUUCACCCUGGAUCAGCAUCCCCACCCCUCCCGAGAUCAGGAGCCAAGUUCUGUGCAGCUCUGUGACCCCAGUGCGGCCCUUGGCACGUGGUAGGAGCCUGUGAGCUGCUUGCUGAAUAAAUGACUCAGAAUGCAGAGGCAGUGCCGCGCCGGAGGGGAAGUGGUAGCCUGGGAAUCAGGAGAUAGGGCUUCCGCUCCAGGCUCCACUCCUGACCCCUCCCUGGUGCGAUCAUGAGACUCUCUGCCCCUCAGCUUCCUUCCAAGCUUCCAGAAGGAGCGCAUCACUUGUCCCAGCCCUCACUCUGACCUGAGGGGCACCAAACCAUUGCCUUCCUGGGGUUGUUCCCAGGACCUAGGCCCCUGCCCUGGAGGCCACCGCUUCCCCCACUGACCCCCCCUUGGCCUUCUGGACGCUUAGCCAACAGGCUGAGCAGAUAACAGGGGCUGCUCAGUCAAAGGCAUGAGAUUGGUGCCCGGGGCCCCAUUCAAUCCCCAGAACAGGACCUCGGGUCAGACAGCUUUAUUCCACAGGGCAGCUGAGCUCACCUCCAGGUGAGAAUGGGCAGUGAAGGCCAGAGGAACAGGUAGGCGUGGGAGGACCCUGGACCUGGGGCUCCCCACCCUUUGGCCUGCAGUGGCGGCUGGCCCACUUGGCUGUCUCCAGGGCUCUGAGGGCCCUUCCUGCGGGGGCACCUUCCUCCCCCACCCUCAAGUUAGGCCAAGGGCUUCAAAGGCUGGAAUCUGCUGCCUGGAGAGGAUGCUGGCCCAGCAGCCUCUGCGCUGGGCCGGGGGCAGGUGGGGUCCCGGCAGCCACAUGAUUGCUGCUCAACCCCUCCCCACCAAAGUCAGCAGCGGAGGAAGGGGAAGGAGAAGAGAGAAUCAGGAGGGGACAGGCUGGAUGUGAACCGCCCCCACCCGGGCCUGGUGACCAUCCCAGGCCCUCAGGGGAAGUCUUGACCACCAGCUGAUGGCCCUUCUCCGUCCUUGUGUCCUCACUGGGGCAGAUGUCAGGCAACAGGUUGUGGGAGAGGAGAGACGCCACCUCCUGUCCCCACGGGGCCCUGCCACCGGCAGAAUACUUGCUCCCCUGCCUGGUGGGCGCCCUGGGCUCUCUGAGUCCAAGAGGUGGGGGCCCUUGCUCUGCGGGGGCAGCUCCUCAAGUCAGCACCUGCUGGAUCCAGCCAAUCACACCUGUGAUGCGGGUGUAGACGCCAAAAUAGUUGGGCCGGCCACAGCCCAGACCCCAGCUGACCAGCCCCGCCAGGAACCAGCGGCCACUGGGCUCCUUGCACACCAGCGGGCCGCCCGAGUCACCCUGUAAGAGGGGAAGAGACAGGGCCACGUCAGGGUAGAGGCGUCCCCUUCCAGGCAAGGGUCCCGACUGCUGGGCAUGUUCUGAGUGAACAUCUACCUUGUGGGCAUCCCCUUUGGAAGCCUCCGAUAAAUGGAGGGGGCCCAAACCAGCCCAGCCUAGCCUCCAGCAGGGCCUGGCUUUCGCGGAAGCGUGGACGUGUGUCCCCACGCCCUGCCCAGCCCCGCCUGCCUUCUGUGGGCUCCGUCCAGUCCUCUCUGCUGCCUCACUUGGGCAAAGGGCCUCGCGGAGGGCAAGGAGCAGCGCCGGGCUUGGGCCUCAGACCCGCCUCCCCGGGGUCUCUUCUCAUCUGGGGCCUGCAACCUGGAGCAGGUCUCUCAACCUCCCGAGCCUCAGUUUCCUCAUCCAUGAAGUGGGAAGAGCCGAGCCCACCUCGCCGUGCGGCUGCAGCAGGCCACUGGGGGCAGAAGGCCAGGCCCCGGGUGAUGUGAGCAGUGCCCUCUCUCCCCGACCUGGCCCACCCCGCAGGAGUCACCUGGCAGGCAUCCUUCUUGCCCCUGCGGUAGCCGGCGCACAGCAUGCGGGGGGUCACCUGGUAGCGGUAGGCCUCGCUGCACAGGUCCUGCGGGAUCAGCUGCACGUCCACCUUCUGCAGACCGUUGCUGGUGGGGCCUGCCCGGUGGGGCCGGGGGCAGAGGUGAGAAGAAAGGAGGUGCCCGGGGCCCCCCACUCUUCCCUCCCCACCCUUCCGUCCCCGCCCUCCACCUCUCCAUCACUCUGUUCUGGCUUCUUCUCUGAGUAGCUCAUGGUGACAGACCCCACCCCGACCCUGCCCAGGGCCUACCUGGACUAGGGUCCUCCUUAGGUCCUCCCCUCCCCUCCUGCUUGAGGCUUCUUGGCUGCCUCCCCUCCGCUCUGUGACAGCCCUGGGGGAUUUUUCCAGAACACACAUCUCACCCCUUCACUCCCCCCUAAAACUCGUCAGCAUCUCUCCACUGUCCAGCCAGCACUUCUCCCUAGGAGCUUCAAUCGACACUGUGCCUAGUCCCACCCGGAGAUCCGGUCUGUUCAGCUGGGGUAGGCCCAGACAUCCGUGCUUUUUCUCAAAGCCCUGAUGCUUCGAGCAGGUCAGGAGGAGGACUCCUGGCUCCGGAUCCUCACGCAGAUCCACCGGCUCCCCUCUGGUGCUGGGUGUUCUCAGGGCUCCCUGGGUUGCCACCUGUGCUCUUAUCAGAAAUGCCUUCCCCCUUCGCUGGGACACUGCUGACCUAUCCUCCAAGCCUGAGCUCAGCCCGCCCUUCCUCUGGGCUGCCACUGCCCCCUGUACCUCCCCAUCCGUGUCAGCUCCCCAAAGAAUGUUUCCUGUUUGUCUUUAUAUUCCCUUUGUCCAACUCGAUGCCUGGCAUAUAGCAGGUGCUCAUAAAUGUGUCAUUGAAUGAA